Molecule: messenger RNA, 2081 nt
Organism: Durusdinium trenchii
Lineage: Eukaryota; Dinophyceae; Suessiales; Symbiodiniaceae
Source: the annotation of a GenBank genome assembly
GCACACCCGGGAUUGUUCAGCCUGUUUCACUUUAUUCUGUUUGACAGAGGUUCGAUGUAGGGGCUUCGUGCCAUCAGAAAGAACGCUUUCUGGCAAGACUUCGACCUUUCGAUGAAGUUGGAGUCUUCUCUGAGACCGCUUGCCAGCAUGUUUGAUUUGGCUGCAAUUUGGCCCGGGCAAAACUCUCUUCUAGAUUUCCGAAGCUCGACGAAAAAGCCCUUUGCUGGCUUCUUGAAAUGGAGCCAGUGCCAAAGCCCAUAAAACCACUACUCCUUGAAGAGACCUGGCGAUGGUACGGCCCCAACGAUCCAGUGACGUUGGAGGAUGUGAAGCAAGCGGGCGCAUCUGGCAUUGUCACAGCACUCCAUCAGGUACCAAUUGGAGAGGUUUGGUCUGAAGAAGCUAUCAUGGAGAGAAAGAAAUUGUUGGAGUUGCAUGGCUUUACUUGGUCAGUGGUGGAGUCUGUGCCUGUCCACGAGAGCAUCAAAUUGGGCAAAGCUGAGCGAGAGCAAUACAUCCAGGCGUACAAACAGACGGUGCGAAACCUGGGCAAGUGUGGUGUUCACAGGAUUUGCUACAACUUCAUGCCAGUCUUAGAUUGGACCCGCACUGACCUGACUCGACGAUGGCCAGAUGGCUCGGAAGCAUUGGCUUACGAUGCAGACGAUUUGGCAGCCUUUGAUCUCUUCAUAUUGAAGCGUGACGGAGCAGAGAAAGAAUAUGAAGCUGCAGCUUUCUCGAGGGCAAAAGCGAUCUUUGAGAAAAUGACAGAGAAAGAAAAGGAGACUCUUCAACAAAACAUCAUUGCUGGCUUGCCUGGCCGGAUGGUGGAAGCCUACACAGUGCAAGAGUUUAGACAAGCUGUUGCUCAAUACAAGGAUGUUUCGCCGGCCCAGAUUCGAGAGAACCUUGCGUAUUUUUUGAAAAGCAUCAUUCCCGUGUGUGAGGAAGCUGGGGUCUACAUGGCCAUCCAUCCAGACGACCCGCCCCGUCCAAUUCUUGGCCUCCCUCCUGCCUGUUCAACUCGUGAUGAUGUGGCUGCUCUCUUGAAGGCAGCAGACUCGAAGCACAAUGGUAUCACACUCUGUGUUGGAACCUAUGCUUCUUCGCCUCAGAACAAGGUGGAAGAGAUGGCAAAGGAGUUUGCUUCACGUACGCAUUUUGUGCACUUGAGAAACGUGACGAAGGAAAUGCCUCCGGCGCCAGAGACUGGGCUUGGACCUGCAGGAUGUACCUUCACUGAGUCCGAUCACCUGGGUGGUGACGUUGACAUGUAUUCCAUCAUGCUGACGAUGCUCCAAGAAAAGCAGCGCCGAAAGGCAGAAGGCUGGGGAGUCAUGUCAGAGAUCCCUUUCCGACCGGACCACGGACACAAGAUGGUGGACGACAUGAAGCUCUUCUUAUUAUGCUCGUUUGGUGUUUUGCAAGGGGCACUGAGCACUCCUUGGCGAACUCAGUGCAUAUGAAGCUAUGCCUUGGAGUGGAAGCACGGAUUGAUCACCCGUGUGUACUUGCCGUGAUCACCGCUUUUUCCUUCUGAGCCCCUUUGUCACUAGAACAAGUCAGUGGCCAUUGCAUCGGCUUGAACUCUGCAGACACGCAUUUGUCGUUUCCGUUGGAACUCUUGACAUCGGACUUGGAAACCUUUGAAGGGAAAGAAGAUAAAUCCUGGCUACACUUGCAUUGGCCGUUUGCGGGGCCUUGCGGAGCUUCGGGGUCUUCAGCUUGGAAUUGCAUCAGCUGGCAUGGUGAAGGACGAAUGACAAGCUCGCUCCAACACCUUUUUUCAAACGCGUUUUUUUCAUGGUUUUGCAUUUUUGAAUGUGUAUUAUACUUGCAGAUUUUGAAGACUUUGACAUACUUUGACCCAUUUUGUAUUUUUAGGAGCCAGGUUCAAAAAAACAAAGAACCGAGUGAGAUGGGCCUCGGGUCACGAAGAAAUCACUGUUCUUGCAAUUCUGUGUCUGUAUUCUUUUAACAUCACGCAAAUUCGCGCAUGUCCGGCCAAGCCGAAGAAUGUGGUUUUGGCACAGACUCUUUUGACUCUUUUGCAUAGACUGACCGAGUUUGCACGAAAAAAA